Cottoperca gobio is the source of this 5077-nucleotide messenger RNA. RefSeq lists its product as uncharacterized. Gene Ontology annotation, cellular component: connexin complex. Bases 188 to 4144 code for a protein of 1318 amino acids. NCBI's taxonomy places the organism in Eukaryota, Metazoa, Chordata, Actinopteri, Perciformes, Bovichtidae. Gene Ontology annotation, biological process: cell-cell signaling. Gene Ontology annotation, molecular function: gap junction channel activity. The record is from RefSeq and is a predicted model, not a curated record. The transcript is spliced from 10 exons.
GGUGGUGACACAACAGCGCCUGGGAUUAGAAAUGACUGAGGACAAGUUGAGGAAACCGCUGUGAACAAAGAGUGCAGUCAAAUCUGGUAAUAUAUAUCAACUUCAUUGAUAUUUGUAACGUAGCUAAAGUUACUUUUGGCUAGCUAGUUAGUUCAGACCGCCGAGCUCCAGUCCGUCCCAGCCGACCAUGACUGUUCAGCAGCAGGUUGUCCGCCGCCCCCCGCAGCCCUCCAUAAUCACCCAGAAAGUGCAAUUAACUAUCAAACUCUUUAUGCUGGAAAACGCCCGAAAUACACUUGAACAAGAACUUCUCAACCUCACCAACAAGGCCUAUGAAGAGGUUCAAGGUUUCUUGAAUCUAUCUUUUCCCACUAGUGUCUUCAGUGAUCUCGCAAAGGCUUUGGACACAAAAUGUCAAGCCAUUGACAAGCUCUCUGCUUCAUUAAAAGACCUCACAGUUGAACAAGUUUGUGGACAGCAAGCUGUCAAAAAUGGAGUGAGUACAAACCAACUUCAGCCACUCAGGGACAAAGGGACCCUGUCGACCGAUGUUCUCAAGUUUGGGUCCAUGUUGCAGAACUCGCUCAUGGCAAGCUCCAUAGCCAAAGCAGUGCAGGUGCUUGGAGCCACGCUGUCCCUCCAGCAGUUGAAACAUUUCCUCAUCUCCCAGCCUGCAGCAGUCCAGCAGGAUGACUUUAUAUGCGCUGUUGCAAUUACAAGCUCAUCGUCUCACUUAGAGGCUAAAGGAAAAGAACAUGCUGUUGUUUUAGAGGAGAAACGGCCGUCAGAUCCUGUAAUUCUUCCACCUGCGAUCAUUAACAGACCCAAGAUCAACCCAGAGAGGCCACCACUACUACUGCCUCACAUCCCUAUACUCCCAGAGACCAGUAACCCGAAUCCAAUGAAAAUAACACCACUAAUGAGCUGGGGACGUGAGGAUGAUGUCCAGGUGCAACACCAAAAACAAACAUCCUUUCAGCUGCUUCACUUCCUCAGAGAAAAAGCUAAAAGCAUGGGUGCACUCGAGGUCAAUGUCAAGGAGUGGAGUAAUGGUAUGUGCACAUCAAGUUCGCCACAGUGGCCUGCCAUCAAAACACAAAGCUACCAAUUCAGACAUGUUGUGACAGAUGAUUUGAUUAAUGCAAAUGCGCCUAAAACGUUAUGUGCAGACAUUGAAAACCAAGCCCCAGUCUUCAGAGUAAAAAGAGUGGAAUCAACUGGCUCGCUGACCUACACUUGUGUGAUUGCAACAAAGACUGAAUUGUGGGAUAUUGCAGACAUCUAUACAGAGGUGGGACAGGGAGACUUUAAAGUUAUCCCUUUGGAAAGUAAUUACUUCCCAAAUGUAUCAGCUCAGGUGGAGAACAACGGUCUAAACGUCCAGCGGGAAAUCCAAACUCCCAGGUGCACAGAGCCUGAACUUGUUAGCCAAUUUGCUGGUGCAAAAUCGCCAGUGAUCAACUGCAUCACCAUUCCUGAGUUCCAGAUCCGGAGGUUUGAAGAGACUGAGGUUGUGGUGUCUCAUAUCAUCAGCCCGGGCAACUUCUAUGUACAACACGCAGACUCCAUCAUGAAGCUGCAAGCCCUUGUCACAGACAGCUGGAAAGCCAGUAGAUCAUAUGCCGCGCAGAACUGCAUUCCAGACAUUGGAACCCAAGUAAUGGGUUGGUUCCCUAAGCAAGAACAAUGGUGCAGGACUCGGGUGACGAAGAUAUGUGGAGUAAGUAGAGCCACUGAUGGUGCUGGGAGUGACACAUCCAUCAAGGUGGAGGUGAAGCGGCUGGACCACGGCGACACAGCCUGCCUGUCACUUUCGAACAUCAAGGAGCUGAACACAGAAAUGGCCGUCCUACCACUUCAGGCUGUACAGGUCUCACUCGCAAAAGUGACGCCUGUGAAUGGGAGUGAUUGGUCUGAGGAGGCAGUGGGCUGGUUCAGAUACAUGGUGCUCAGCAGAACGCUCUAUGCCAGACUUUACCCACAGGGGCCCAAAGUUACAGUCGAGCUGUUCUUGGAAAAGGGAAAUCUCGGAGCUAUGAGGAGGGGUGCAUCACUGUCUUUGAGGCUGGCCCAGAACGGGCAUGCAAAACAUAACAAACUGAAGAAUGUUGGUCUCAUGAAAAUAAGCCCAGUUCAAGUUAAAAAGAGGAAACAAGACUCUGAGUGGGAGAAGUACCUCAUCUCCUGCUAUACUCAAAACCUGGAGUCGAAAAUGAACUGGGGGUCCUUUUAUGCCGUGAUCAGCGGCGUAAAUAGGCACUCUACCGGCAUCGGACGCGUUUGGCUCUCCGUCAUCUUCAUCUUCCGUAUCCUGGUCCUGGUGGUCGCUGCUGAGAGCGUUUGGGGAGAUGAGAAGUCCGGCUUCACAUGCAACACCCAGCAGCCUGGCUGCAACAGCGUCUGCUACGACCAGUUCUUCCCCAUCUCGCACAUCCGCCUGUGGGCGCUCCAGCUCAUCCUCGUCUCCACCCCCGCCCUGCUCGUGGCCAUGCAUGUGGCCCACCGACGCCACAUCGACAAGAAGAUCUUGAAGAAGACGGGCCGCAGCAGCCCCAAGGAGCUGGAACGCAUCAAGAGCCAGAAGUUUCAGAUCAUCGGAGCUCUGUGGUGGACAUACAUGAUCAGUAUCAUCUUCAGGAUCGUCUUCGAGGUGGCUUUUCUCUACAUCUUCUACUCGAUCUAUCCUGGCUUUAGGAUGUUGCGGUUGGUAAAGUGUGACUCGUACCCAUGCCCCAACACAGUGGACUGUUUUGUCUCCAGACCGACAGAAAAGACCAUAUUCACUGUGUUCAUGCUGGCAGUGUCUGGCGUGUGUGUGCUGCUUAACCUGGCUGAGGUGGUAUACCUCAUAGGCAGGGCCUGUAAACGGUGCUUACAAGGCUCUGAGGAAGAGUCCAAAGUACCAUGGAUAAGUCAAAGAUUGUCUUCUUAUAGGCAAAAUGAAAUCAAUCAGCUGAUAGCAGACCAUUCUCUCAAGUCUAAGUUAACUGUGACCAAAAAGAGCCCAACUGAGAAGGGUGAAAGGUGUUCUGCUUUCUCCCAGAUCCGAGCUCACACAGCCAUGGGGGACUGGAACCUGCUGGGAAAGCUACUUGAAAAAGCCCAGGAGCACUCCACUGUGGUGGGGAAGGUGUGGCUCACCGUCCUGUUCAUCUUUCGCAUCCUGAUCCUGAGUGCUGCCACAGAGAAGGUGUGGGGGGACGAGCAGUCGGGCUUCAUCUGCGACACCAAGCAGCCCGGUUGCGAGAACGUGUGCUAUGACAUCACUUUCCCCAUCUCCCACGUCCGCUUUUGGGUGCUGCAGAUCAUCUUUGUGUCCACGCCUACGUUGAUCUACCUGGGGCAUAUCCUCCACCUGGUGCGGAUGGAGGAGAAGCAGCAAGACAAGGACAAGCACAGGGAACUUGCACAUCAUUCAGACAAGCAGGCCCUUAUUGCGGAUGGUAAGCACAAGAAGCCUCUGGUGAGGGACGAGAGGGGCCAUGUGCGCCUGCAGGGGGAGCUCUUGCGCACAUAUGUCUUUAAUGUGGUCUUUAAAACCCUGUUUGAGGUGGGUUUCAUUGUGGCUCAAUACCUCUUGUACGGCUUUAAGCUGAAGCCCAUGUACAAAUGUAACAUAUGGCCCUGCCCCAAUGUGGUAAACUGCUACAUAUCCCGUCCCACGGAGAAAACCAUCUUCAUUAUCUUCAUGCUGGGAGUAGCCAGCGUGUCUCUGCUGCUCAACCUCAUAGAGAUCUACCACCUGGGCUUCACCAAGUGUCGCCAGGGCAUCAUCUUCAGGAGAGGCCUUCAAUACUCUGAGAAUCUCCCCAAGGAGCCCAGCGAGGCAGCGGUGGCGUAUGCGCCCAGUUACGACGACUACUUCCACCAAGUGCAGCCACCCUACCCGCCCGUACCCAGCUACAACCUCUCCCCUCUGUCCGAGGGCACAGACUCGUCCUUCCACCCCUACCACAGUAAGGCGGCAUACAAACAGAAUAAAGACAACUUGGAGGUGGAAAGAAGCAGCAGCAACCCAGAGGAAUGUGACCUGAAAGCGAAGAAGGGAGCAGGAUCGGCCCCUGGGUCACCUACGCAGGCCAGGCCCGGCCGCAGUGCCAAACACAGCAACAACAAGACUAGAAUAGACGAUCUGCAGAUAUGAGGAGGUUUAUGUUUCUCCGAGGGUGUCUUAAAUUGCUGUGAGGGGAUCGUAUGUUGUUAGGAAACAUUCACACAUGCCGAACUGACUCCCCUCUUUAAGAUGGCACAGGUUUGAUUCAUUCCAACUUAGACGUGAGUGACAUUCAUACUGCAGGGCACACAGAGUUGUACAGUAAUGUGUAAAGACUGAUAUGGGUCAAUUAUCACAUUUCUAGUGAACUUUUUCAAGGAAGUUCUGCUCCUCUGAGAAGUGUCCCAUAGCUGGCUUUUGUUUUGAAAAACUGAAUUGGAUUUCACAUUAGAUUGUAGCAUUAAUGGUAUAUGGUACACCCUUCGUAACAACACCACUUUUUCAGUCAAUGUUGUGAAGCAUUGGGUUUUAAAAAUAAAUAUUAACAUUUGAUAUGAAUCUCUCCACUGUUCACUAUUGCUAUUGUCCCUGAGAGAUAAAUCAACAGAAAAAACAGUCGGCUCAGGUUUUACAUGAAUGUGAACGCACCUGUGUGUAGGAAGUUGCCCAAACUGUGGGAACAGAAUCCAGGGCAGAGGCUUGUUCAUCCCUGGCCUGACCUCAUUUGAAAAAGUCAAAUGGGUCAAAUAGUUACAUUUAACUUCCUUUAUCUGUUUUGAGGUCACCAUCAAGCAUAGUUCACUUUCUUAGACUUGAAGGGAAAAGUUGUGCAAUACCUGACAACACAUUGGACAUUGGCAAUACUCUAAUUCUACCUAAUUCCAGGACGCGCCUCAGAAGAAAUUACACUGGUCUCAGGAGUUCCCGCAUUUGUGUUGCCUCCUUUAUUGUGACAGCCAGCAAGUACAUAAUUACAAGCACAUUGUUUUGUUGAUCCUUGUUUAUAUCUCUGUUUUGUUUUCUGUAAAGCACUUGGUGACAACCGUAUUUGUAAAACUGCUUUAAAUAAAUCUGUCUUAAAUU